This is a messenger RNA of Lonchura striata (white-rumped munia), 5457 nucleotides long. RefSeq names its product upregulator of cell proliferation (gene URGCP). Gene Ontology annotation, molecular function: GTP binding. NCBI's taxonomy places the organism in Eukaryota, Metazoa, Chordata, Aves, Passeriformes, Estrildidae. The record is from RefSeq and is a predicted model, not a curated record.
AUGGCUUCGCCGGAGGAUGCACAGGAGGGGGAUGCAGAGGCGCAGCUCCUGGCAGAGGCGUUCCAGAAGGAAGGGCUGGAUGCUGGAUACUGGCUGCCCAAAGCUUCACAGAUCCUGGGAAUCAAGAGCAGAGGAGCCCUGCAACAUCUGGGAUAUGAGGGCUACCUCAGGCUGGAGCGUCACGUACGGCACCCCCGGGAGAAAGAGGCACUCCAGAAAGUUCUGAAAAUAAGAGAUGACAAAACAACCACUACAGAGGGGCAGAAGGAGUACUUGGAGAAGACAAAGAAAACUCAAGAAGUGGCCAAACAAACCCGGAAUGAUCUGACAGAAAUGCUCAGGAGCCGCAGCCACAGCCAGGAUGCUCUGAGGGAGAGAGCAGAGACUCUGUGGCAAGCCACGGAGAUUCCCAAAGAGUUCUGGCCAGCACCAGAGGAGCCCCUCGUGGAUAGGCUGGAGAGCAUCCAGAAGCAGCUGGAGCAGCAGGAGCUGUCAGCAGGCAGGAGGGAGAACAGAGGAGAUGAAGACUGGGAGAAGGUGGAACGGGACUUGCACUCCUUGAUCGGUGGGUGCUUGGAUGACAAAUGGCAUGAACAGAGGAUGCAGAACAUACUCAGAGACGAGGAAGACACUUUUUGUACACCUGAGGCCCCCAGUCAGUCCCAAUGCAAGGCAGACAGCAGCGAAUCCAAAGAAAGUGAAGCCACUGCAAACCAGGAGUUCCUCCAGUUGCUCAAGCGCCUUGGACUGGAAAGUCACUAUCCAAGGAAAAUGGGAAUGGGAGAUUUCUGCACCAUCUGCAGCACCUCUCUGCAGGACAGCCAGCCCAGCCAGGACAAGGAACUGCCGUUGUACUUCUUGCAAAAGCUGUUAACUGCGGAUUACCAGGUGAGGUACCUGACCUGCUGGGAUGAGAGCAGCCCAGGCCUUGCGCCCGUGCCACCAACCGGAGGGCAAGCGAGCCAACAGUCAGACUCCUUUGGAAACUUCCUUGAUCGGCUGAUGGAAGCAGCCCCUGCACAUGAGGGCAGGGAGGGCCACGUGCACCCCGUGGACCUGCAGAUGGCCGUUUUCCAUUGUGCUGAUGACUUCCUGAGACAGACCCUUGCCAGCAGGAUGGCGUUCUGCCAGCUGGCGCUGCCUCUGCUGGUGCCCAACCCCGGCACUUCACGCAUCGAGUUCCCGCUCUACGCCCUCAGCCAAAUCCAAAGGAGCUGGGAGGAGGUGAAGAAGUCGAGAAAGCAGGUCCAAAGAAAGAGUUACAGCAACGAACUCAUCUUUCAGGCACAGACACCCAUCGUGUCCUUCAUCCGCAUUGGCAGCUCAGCCUCCUCCUCCAAGUCCCAGCUCCUGAACGCUCUGCUGAGCAAACACAAACACGACACCUUCUUCCACCGCCACUGCAAAGGCAGCACCCGAGAGCGUUUGCUGGUGGAAGGGCUGGUGGAGAUCGCCUGGUACUGCCCCCGCGGAAGCCCCGAUGACACCUUUGGGUGCUGCGUGGCUUUCUGCAACCUGCGUGGAGACGCCAGGGACCACGGAGCACAGCUGCACUUCCUGCAGGAGGUAUCUGCUGUCAGCGUGGUGCUCGUGUCCGAUCGGGAGCACAUGGACGACAGGGGGAGAGAGAUUCUGCAGGGCCUGUGGCAGUCACAAAGGCCUUCGGUUUGUCUUCUCACAGAAAAAGAGAACGUCGCAGCUGGACAAGCCAGUAGAACCAUAACGAUAGGGAUCAAGAACAGAAACAAAGCAGAACUGAUGGAGCAGCUGACCAAGACAAUUGGGAAUCUCCUGGGAAGGUCUCAUCCCUGUUUCAGCCUGGAGGCCUGCGUGGACAAAGCUCGCCAGCACGGAUUUGUAGUGGAUGCAGAUCAACCCGCAUGUGUGACAGCCAAAGCAAAGGCAAAGGAGCUGGUGGAGCUUCUGGAGAAAGAGAAGAUGUCUGAGAUCAAAUCCCAGCUGCUGCCGCUCCAAGGAAAACUGUGGCACCAGUGGUGCCAAAAGGACAAAGAGCUCACUCGCCUGCAGGAGAAGGGCAACAGAAGCAUUGAGCAUCAUCGCAGCCAAAUUGAAAAUUAUAAGGAAGCAAUAAGAAGAAAGCAACUGGAGCGAGCUUUCCCCCUCAACCCUCUGAUGAAAUCAUUCCUUGGCUUUCUCCAGGCCCAGCCAGCAGAUACCAAGAAAUACUUCCUGCAGUGGAUGAAGGUCUUUAUGCACGAGCUGUCUUGUGGUCGCUUUGAAAAACUGAGGCGAGACUAUCACAAGUUAUGGUCUGGAAACCUGGCAGGAAAGAAAAGCAAGAAAAAUCCCGGUGGCAAUGAUGAGUUGCUGAGUCGCUUGGAUGCCCUCUCUGAUGAAAUCAACAGUUCAUCCAUUGGUCUGGAGCACCUUCUGAGAGAGGUAGGGCAGAUUUAUGAGGCUCUGGAAUUGAUAAACUUAGAGAACAAGAGUUUUGUCAAACUGCCAGAAAUUGCAGCAGAGCUGAUGGUUUCAGGGUAUCCCGUGGAGCUGAUGGAUGGGGACGCUUCUUACCUGCCCUUGCGCUGGGUGGGCGCAAUCUUCGACAGCUUAAUUGAGAGGCUGGGGGACAAACGAGUGUUUGUGCUCUCCGUGCUCGGCAUGCAGAGCACAGGCAAGUCCACGCUGCUGAACGCCACGUUUGGUCUGCAGUUCAACGCCAGCGCAGGGCGCUGCACCCGCGGAGCCUUCAUGCAGCUCAUCCCGGUGAGCGAGCCGCUGCAGCACGACCUGGGCUUCGAUUUUGUGCUGGUGCUUGACACAGAGGGGCUUCGUGCCAUCGAGACGGCCGAUAAACAGUCCCUGAACCAUGACAACGAGCUGGCCACCUUUGUCAUUGGUGUUGGCAACUUGACUGUGAUCAAUAUCUUUGGAGAAAAUCCGUCAGAAACGCAAGAUGUUCUCCAGAUCGCUGUGCAGGCUUUCCUGAGGGUGAAGAAAGUCAAUCUUUCCCCAAGCUGCCUCUUUGUCCAUCAAAACGCGGGAGAGGCCACUGCCAAGGAGCAGAACAGGGAAGGACAACGGCGCUUGCAGGAAAAGCUGGAUGAAAUGACUGUGGUAGCUGCUCAGCAGGAAUUCUGUGACGUCUCCUCCUUCAGCGAUGUCAUUGGCUUUGAUGUGAACACCCACAUUCACUACCUUGCUCACCCGUGGGUAGGAAACUCCCCAAUGGCACCACCCAACCCCACCUACAGCCAGAACGUCCAGCAACUAAAGAGCAAAAUCCUCCAGGCUGCCAAGAAGGAGCCGCAGCGCAGCAUUUUGAGGCUCUCGAGCCUGAAAGAUCGUAUUGGUGACCUCUGGAAUGCUUUGCUGAACGAAAACUUUGUUUUCAGCUUCAAGAAUUCCCUGGAGAUUGCUGCGUACAGGAAACUGGAAAGUGCCUUUAGUCAGUGGACCUGGAGGCUGAGGAGUCACAUCUUAGACGUACAGAUGAGACUGGACAACAGAAUUCGGAAUGGGGACUGGCAGAAUGUCACCAGAGAGCACCUUGAAGGGCUGGUGCAAGAGACGAGCGACGCCCUUGAGAAAGAAGUGGACAAGUAUUUCAGGGAAGACAAAGACCACGAGACACUGGUCCAGUGGAAAUCAGGCACAGAGCUGAAGCUGAAAGAACUAAAAGAGGCUCUUCUUCAUGAAACAAAAAAGAAAUGUGAGAAUCUUAUUGAGCUACUGAAGGAGCAGAAGAAACUGGAUGCGAGGAAGUUGGAAUAUAAAGAUGAGCUCCUGAGAAGGAGUCGGGAGCGGGCUGUGAGUCUUAAAGGGAAGAGCCUCAGUGAGAGAGAGCUGGAGCGCAACUUUGCUCUGGUCUGGAACAAGUGGAUUGCCAAAGUCCCCCGAUCUUCUCGUCCUCCAGAACGGGUGGAUAUCAAUGCAGAAAUCAAAGAUGUCCUUCUAGAGCACUUUAAGGAGCCAGGUUUCCAUGCACGGAUCAGGUCAUUUCCCAGAGGCAGAGGGUUUUCUUUUGAUCCAGAGAAACACAUAAUGAAGAAAACGUAUUUUGGCCUUUUCUCAGAUUCCAGGAGCAUUUCUGAUGCGGAUGUGAUCAACUUUGAGCAGAUCUCAGUCAACACUAUAGUGUAUGUGAAGACAAACAUUGCUAAGAAGGAAGAGGAGAAAUGUGAUUACAGCAGAAAUUUUAUUCAUGAAAUACUCAAUGAAGUGCAGAAAGGUGUGGACUCUGUCUCCAGCAAUGCAAAAUGUACUUUUACCAGAGAGUACAGCAUGGAUUUGUCUCUGUAUCUGUGCGCAAUGGCAGCAGAAAGGUUUAAAGCCAUGCACGAAGCGUUCCAAAAGGCAAAUGACCCAGUUGUGUACCUGAGCAGCAGGAGAGAAGACUUCCUAAAGUGUUUCCAGAUUUCCUGCCAAGGAGCCACUUCUGUCACAACUUUUGCUGUUUUCCUUUGUGACAAGAUUGAACCAGCUCUUCGCCAGGCGGUCUAUGAGAGGGCAGCUAAAGACAUCGCUGAGGACAUGCAGGGCAAAUUCCCAGAUUUCCAGGGCAGCAGAGCCAAUCUGGAAGUUUGCAUCCUGAGAUACCUGGCAGAACAGGAAAAUUUUGAGUAUUUCAUGAAGUACCUUAGCUUUCCAAAAGAGUUUUGUGAGUGGUACAUUAAGACACGAGUUUGGAGCCACUGUUUGGAUGACAGUAGGAGGCUGAGGAGGUUUUUAGAUUCCUCCCUUGAUCUUCUCUAUCAAAACAUCCUGUCAGCCGUUGCUUUAUCAACCCGGGUUGUCAAAGACAGAAAAGACAGAGAAGACAAAGUCUCUCUCUGGCUGGAUGAAUUUUGCAGGGAACUGUCAGAGGUGGUGAACUUGCCCAGAAGUGAGCUGAAGGGCAUCGAGCACCAGGAGGUCACAGACAUUGAGUUCCUGAGCAGCGCCAUGGCAGAAGCUCUGGAAGACCUGAGGGACAGGCUCGGGGAAGAACUCGCUGGGGCUGACCUGCGCUCGUUUUCGAGGCAGCCUCACACCAUCCUGGCGGAGCAUUUUUCGGGAUGCUGGGCACAGUGUCCCUUAUGUGGGGCUGUCUGCACAAACGCCAUGCGGCAUCACGAUGGAGAUCAUCAGGCGCUCUUCCAUCGCCCACAAGGUGUGAUAGGAUUCAAAUGGUGUACAUGUGAACCUGACAACGAGCAUGAGUCACAUGAAAUGAUCACUGACAUUUGCUCCAGCCUUGUUGCAAGUGACCGUGAAUUCAGAGUUGGUGGUGACCAAAGCAUCCCCUACAAGACAUACCGAGAUGCUGGACCUCCUCGUUCCACUUGGAACAUCCUUCCUGACCCAUCCAUGCAGGCGUACUGGAAAUGGUUUGUGUCUCGUUUCAGGACACAGCUGGAAGAUCGGCUCAAUGGGAAAUUUCGGGGCAAAGGAGAAAUCCCUGCGGCGUGGCGGAGAAUCACCAAGCAGAAAGCGCUGUCCGAGCUGGAGAAGCGCUAG